CCACGGCCAGCCACAGGUGUCACAUUUCAGGAAUCGUCAUUCAGGUGUGUGGGACUGGCUAGCUGUUUUUGAAUUGAAGCCGUCGUACUUGAAUUGCAACCUGCACCUGGCGCGACUUUCUCCAGAGAAGUUGAUCUAACGAACGACAUUUGAAAAGUAACUUUAACUGAAUACAAAAACAAGGCCAAAAUGAGCAAAAUUUCUAAAUUGUUCAAGGGAAGCUCAAGUUCGAGCUCUUCUAGCCACUAUCCAAGCUCUUCGAAGUCGAAACAUGGCCAUCGGUCUCGGACAGGACCUACCCCGCAGGAGGCCAUUCACAAACUUCGAGAAACAGAGGCGAUGCUGGCGAAAAAACAGGACUUCUUGGAAAAUAAAAUUGAACAAGAAAUUAUGACGGCAAAGAAGAAUGGCCUCAAGAAUAAACGUGCGGCCCUCCAGGCACUGAAGAGGAAGAAGCGCUUUGAGCAGCAGCUCACCCAGAUUGACGGGACCCUCUCCACCAUCGAGUUCCAAAGGGAGGCAUUGGAGAAUGCCAACACCAACACUGAGGUCCUGAAGACCAUGGGCUACGCUGCCAAGGCCAUCAAGGGGGUCCACCAGAACAUGGAUCUGGAUAAAAUUGACUCUCUGAUGCAGGACAUCACUGAGUCGCAGGAAGUGGCCCAGGAGAUCUGUGAUGCUAUCUCCCGACCUUUCGGAGAUGCAUUUGAUGAGGAUGAGCUGUUAGCGGAGCUGGCAGAGUUGGAGCUGGAGGAGAGCAUGACGAACAUGGGCAGAGUGCCCAGUGUGCCCGCUGCCAAGCUGCCCACCUCCAAGCUGCCCUCAACUCGACCCAGCCAGCGCACUCCAUCCAAGAAGAGGGCAGAGGAUGAUGACGACAUGCAGAUGCUGGCAGCCUGGGCAGUGUAACUAACACACACCAGACUCCAAAUGUACAAAUGUUCAUUUUAAUGUUUUUAUCUUUUUAUUCUAAUUAGUUUCUUAGGGAAAAGCCAAUGAUCUCUAUUUUGUUGGAUUGUUUUUGUGUGUUGUACAAUUAUGGAAGUGAAGUAUUGGAAUGUGUGCUCUGAUUAGGUGAUUUUAUUACUGCUAUAUUACACAAUUUUCUGUCAAUGAAGGAUACAGUUGCUAGUGAAAGUCUA
Messenger RNA from Oncorhynchus tshawytscha (Chinook salmon), 1142 nucleotides. RefSeq names its product charged multivesicular body protein 4C (gene chmp4c). The record is from RefSeq and is a predicted model, not a curated record. Gene Ontology annotation, biological process: vesicle budding from membrane; late endosome to vacuole transport via multivesicular body sorting pathway. Gene Ontology annotation, cellular component: ESCRT III complex; multivesicular body; cytoplasmic side of plasma membrane. The transcript is spliced from 5 exons. Bases 190 to 909 code for a protein of 239 amino acids. Lineage: Eukaryota; Metazoa; Chordata; Actinopteri; Salmoniformes; Salmonidae.